Messenger RNA from Cyprinus carpio (common carp), 653 nucleotides. Its product is annotated as rasGAP-activating-like protein 1. Gene Ontology annotation, biological process: cellular response to calcium ion; negative regulation of Ras protein signal transduction; regulation of GTPase activity. The record is from RefSeq and is a predicted model, not a curated record. The transcript is spliced from 4 exons. Gene Ontology annotation, molecular function: GTPase activator activity. NCBI's taxonomy places the organism in Eukaryota, Metazoa, Chordata, Actinopteri, Cypriniformes, Cyprinidae. Bases 1 to 405 code for a protein of 134 amino acids.
AUGAAACACAUGCUGCCAUCGUUUCACACCCCGGAGCUCAUCGAGGAAACAAAUGGACCUGCUGCCUUCAGCCUGACCGCACCGUGCUGCAGUCGGACUCAUUCGGCCGUGACUCUGGGCGACUGGAGCGAUCCGUUAGAUCCUGAUGCUGAAACACAGAUCAUUUAUAAAGAGCUGCUGCAGGGCCGAGACAAACUCAGGAAGCAGUACCUGGAUACACAGGAAGUGGAUGCAGUGGAACAGGAAGUGCCGCUGAAGGCCAGUCAGCCGUCAUCAGUGUCUGCACAGGGACGAUCUGAGCGUGCUCGAGCCCUCGUCGCUCGUCUGCUGGACGUUGUGCUGGAUUUAGAGCGAGCGCAUUCGUCCUUCCAGAGCCGAGAUCCAGACGAGAGCCUGCGCUCAUAGAGACGACCAGCUUCAGGAACAACAACUCACUCAGACUGACUGUAAAUCAGAUUAUGCAAUGUUUUCCAAUCAGACUCCAGUUAUUGAUGGAUGUCCGUGGAAACAUUUUUACAUAUUUGUACUUUGAAGUGUUUUAUUAUCUUGAUGCUCUGGGGUGUUUUUAUGGAGGGCCAAAUUACUCAAAAUUAAAUCAUUAAAUAAAUGUUGAAAUGUAUAAAAAAAUCGUUAAAUACAUAAUUAAAUAAUUA